CAGGUGAUAAGACUGACUGAUCCGUCUAGUCAGGCGAGCCUUGCUGCUGCACGCAGGAGUUUCAGGUUUAGUCGCGUUAAACGGGCUUCCUUUCGCACGAAAGCUUCCUUUCGUCAAGUUCGGGAAGAUGCGCAAAGUUUGGAAAGACUUUCCUCGGAUGUCUCCGUCUGAUGAGCUCAGAGUAGUUUGUGAUCGUGUAGCUGCUCCCGGUUUGUCAGAUCAAAACGAGCUUGGAUGUUGAUAGAAAAUAAAAGGUCUUAACUCAGUGGAUUUUUUUUUACCCCUCCUCCGCUGCCUGAGUUUACAGUAGAGACGCGCGCGUUAAAAGUUGCUCAGAGCGGACUGUUGGCGCGGUUAAACAGAUGGGAUAGCGGAGGUUUUGUUUGUUUGUUUUUUUUGCAGCUUGUGCACCUGAAUCUUCAUUAAGUGCAUGGAAGAUUUUCCUGACCCAUAAGCCAACUGAAUGAUAUCCCUCCCUUUUUUACCCUCUUGUGGAUAUGGAGUGAUAGGAAUCUAACUUUCUGGGGAAUCUUGGCGCUCGAAAAGCUGUCAGUGGAUUGAAGAAUGGCUCGGUUUGGAGACGAGUCGGUUCCCACCGCGGUGGACUCCGGGGAUGGGGACUUGGAGCGAGGCGGUGGCGACGGGCAGGACCCGGCGGCGGCGGGACUGACUGCUUCCAUGAAACAAGCCAAGGCGCAGCGGGCCCGGACCAUGGCUCUGUACAACCCCGUCCCCCACCGGCAGAACUGCCUCACAGUCAACAGGUCUCUCUUCAUUUUUGCAGAGGACAACAUAAUUAGGAAAUACGCGAGGCGAAUCAUUGAAUGGCCACCAUUUGAGUACAUGAUCCUGGCCACCAUCACCGCUAACUGUGUUGUCCUGGCCUUGGAGCAGCACCUCCCCGGAGAGGAUAAGACCCCCAUGGCAAAGAGACUGGAGAAGACUGAGCCAUACUUUAUUGGGAUAUUCUGCUUCGAGGCUGGGAUCAAGCUGGUGGCACUUGGUUUUGUUUUCCAUAAAGGCUCCUAUCUAAGGAAUGGCUGGAACAUCAUGGACUUCAUAGUCGUGCUCAGUGGGAUCCUGGCCACUGCCGGUGCCCACAUGAACAUCCCGGUCGACCUUCGGACCCUGAGGGCUGUUCGGGUGCUGAGACCUCUCAAACUCGUCUCCGGCAUUCCCAGCCUCCAGAUUGUGCUGAAGUCCAUCAUGAAGGCCAUGAUCCCCCUGCUCCAGAUCGGUCUCCUCUUGUUCUUUGCCAUCCUCAUGUUCGCCAUCAUCGGUCUGGAGUUCUACAGCGGGAAGCUUCACCACACCUGCCUGCCAUCAGACGACAUUCUUGACAAUGAGACUGUCGACUCGUCAGAGCUGGCAUUUGCGUGCGGUGUGAGGAAGUGUCCAGAGAAGUACGACUGCAACGAUACCUGGAUCGGGCCCAAUGACGGCAUCACACAGUUCGACAACAUCCUGUUUGCUGUUCUCACCGUCUUCCAGUGCAUCACCAUGGAGGGAUGGACGGCUGUCCUCUAUAACACCAACGAUGCCUUGGGUAUAACGUGGAACUGGAUGUACUUCAUUCCUCUCAUCAUUAUUGGCUCGUUCUUUGUUUUGAAUCUAGUUCUGGGAGUCCUGUCUGGCGAAUUUGCGAAGGAGAGAGAGAGGGUGGAGAACCGGAGGGCCUUUAUGAAACUGCGUCGCCAGCAGCAGGUGGAAAGAGAACUGAAUGGCUACCGAGCCUGGAUAGACAGGGCAGAGGAGGUGAUGCUUGCAGAGGAGAAUAAAAGUUCAGGGAGAUCACCGUUAGAUGUGCUGAAGAGAUCGAGUAAGAAGACGGGCGCGCGGCGAGGAGCACCGGGGGAUGACAAGUAUACAGACACGUCUACCGCCAGCAUGUCACGAUCGAGGAUGAAUUUCCGCAGCGGCCGCCGCGGCCCUGCUGCCUACUUGCGGCGUAAGGAGCGCAUGUUGCGCAUCUCGAUCCGCCGCAUGGUGAAGACAGACACUUUCUACUUGAUGGUGCUCAGUCUGGUGGCUCUCAACACCAUCUGUGUGGCCAUUGUCCACCACAACCAACCCGACUGGCUCACCGUCUUCCUCUACUAUGCAGAGUUUGUUUUCCUGGGGCUGUUUCUGGCUGAGAUGUUUUUGAAAAUGUAUGGUCUGGGUUUCCGGCUGUACUUCCACUCAUCUUUCAACUGCUUCGACUGUGGGGUUAUUGUCGGCAGCAUCUUUGAGGUGGUGUGGGGUUUCUUCAGGCCUGGCAUGUCAUUCGGCAUCAGUGUGCUCAGGGCGUUGAGACUUCUGAGGAUUUUUAAGAUCACAAAAUACUGGGCCUCUCUCAGGAACUUGGUUGUGUCCCUCAUGAGCUCCAUGAAGUCCAUUAUCAGCCUGCUUUUCCUUCUCUUCCUCUUCACUGUGGUGUUUGCUCUGCUGGGGAUGCAGCUGUUUGGAGGGAGGUUCAUCUUUGAAGAUUACACUCCCACCAACUUUGACACGUUUCCAGCUGCCAUCAUGACAGUGUUUCAGAUUUUGACCGGCGAGGACUGGAACGAGGUGAUGUAUAAUGGGAUCCGCUCGCAGGGAGGCGUUCAGUACGGCAUGUGGUCAUCGAUCUACUUCAUAGUGCUCACAUUGUUUGGAAAUUACACGCUGCUGAAUGUCUUCUUGGCCAUUGCCGUGGAUAAUCUGGCCAACGCACAGGAAUUGACAAAGGAUGAAGAGGAGGAAGAAGAGUUCUUCAACCAGAGAUACGCCAGAGGAAGAGACGGCCUGAUAGCUGAUGGCAGAAGAAGACCCUACCUGUAUCGGAAACGUGCGAUCCACAGGGGGCGGCCUACCUUUCCAGAUGAACCGGAUGGUGCACUGGCUGCUGCAGACGAGCAGCCCCUAAAUGGCUCCAACGCCUUUGCCAACCGCCGCGAGAGGAGGAGAAAGGUUAACAUGUCGGUGUGGGAGCAGAGAGCCAACCAGCUGCGCAAACGGCGCCAAAUGGCGAGCAGAGAGGAGCUGUUUGCCAGCCCUACAGAAGACACAAUCGAAACUCCUACCAUUCCCCACCACCCGUCCAACGUUUCCCCAGAGGCCAGCCCAGCUCACCUACCUGAGUCACCCAUGUCGGUGGGGAUGCCCCUUCCCGAACCUCCAAUGUCCAUCUCUAUUCCCAUGCCGGAGCCUCCAGCAGCUGAACCUCUGGUAAACCUCAGCGAGGAGAAGACGGGAGGACCAAACCACCGGGCGGCAGGUGGUGGCAGACACAGGAUGGCCCGAAAGUUCAGGUCCAGUCAGGCGCCGGAAGAUGGAGCCCGUCAUAGACGCCACCGCCAUCGCGAGGCUCGCAUUGAGGCGAAGAGUCUGGACUGUACGCAAACGCCACACGAGGUGCUACAUAUCAGAAGGUCGCUCAGCCAGGAGAGAAAAGUACUGGACGAAAGAGAAGAAAGGGAAGAAAGGGAGGACAAAGAGAGAGGAGAGGAAGAAGGAAGCUCAGUCCACGAUGACGGGACAUGCAUCAUCAAUCCCUAUGCAGAAGUUGGAGAAGAUUGUAUAAGAGCUGCUGAAUGCAGUGCAGAUAUUCCCGAUCCUCCUCAAUGUGAACAGAUAGUGGACAGCACCUGGUCAGAGCAGGUUGAGGGUGGUCACUCAGAUCAGUAUGAGCCACUGUGCCAAAACAUCCCAGUGGAGACUGCUUUAGAGGCCACAGAGUUCACUGUGAGUGCUAUAGAGUCAGAAAACCGUAAGGCAUCCAUCAAACGGGACAAGUCUAACCUGGAAGACAGCGUGACCAUCGAAAUGUCUGCACAGCCACUUCUGGAGCUCACACCCAUGACAGUGAACAAUAAAGAGUUGGAGGCAUACCAGUCUGACCAGGAUGAAAAUGAGGAGGAGACAGAGGAGGAAGAACCUCCAAUUCCUCCAAAACCUGUACCUCCAGACAGCAUGUUCAUCUUCAAGGCCUCCAACCCCAUCAGGAGGAUUUGUCAUUACGUGGUCACUCUCCGCUAUUUUGAGAUGACCAUCCUGCUUGUGAUCGUGGCGAGCAGCAUUGCGCUGGCUGCCGAGGACCCUGUGUGCACUAAUUCAGACAGGAACAAGGUCCUCCGAUAUUUUGAUUACGUCUUCACUGGAGUGUUCACCUUUGAAAUGAUCAUCAAGAUGAUAGACCAGGGUCUCAUUCUGCACGAUGGCUCUUAUUUCCGAGACAUGUGGAACAUGCUGGACUUCAUUGUAGUGGUGGGAGCUCUGAUUGCUUUUGCUCUAACAAACAACAAAGGACGAGACAUCAAGACGAUAAAGUCCCUCCGAGUUUUGAGAGUUCUGCGGCCCCUUAAAACCAUCAAGAGACUUCCUAAACUCAAGGCUGUUUUUGACUGUGUGGUCACAUCUCUGAAGAACGUUUUCAACAUCCUCAUUGUGUACCAGCUCUUCAUGUUCAUCUUUGCUGUCAUAGCAGUGCAGCUUUUUAAGGGGAGGUUCUUCUAUUGCACUGACAGCUCCAUGAAUACAGAGAAGGAAUGCCAAGGCUACUACAUUGACUACAGCAGAGACAAAAAGGAGGUGAAGAGGAGAGAGUGGAAGAGACACGAGUUUCACUAUGACAACGUCUGCUGGGCUCUGCUCACUCUGUUCACUGUUUCAACUGGAGAGGGGUGGCCUCAGGUCCUCCAGCACUCUACAGAUGUUACAGAGGAGAACAUGGGGCCCAGUCGGGGGAACCGGAUGGAGAUGUCAGUUUUCUAUGUGGUCUAUUUUGUGGUCUUCCCGUUCUUCUUCGUCAACAUUUUUGUGGCUCUUAUCAUCAUCACUUUCCAAGAGCAGGGUGACAAGAUGAUUCAGGAGUGCAGUCUGGAGAAGAAUGAGAGGGCUUGCAUUGACUUUGCCAUCAGUGCCAAGCCGAUGACCCGCUACAUGCCCCAGAACAGACAGACCUUCCAGUACAGACUGUGGCACUUUGUGGCGUCGCCCUCGUUUGAGUACACAGUGCUCGUCAUGAUCGCCCUCAACACUGUUGUUCUCAUGAUGAAGUACCACUCAGCCCCGGCAGCUUACGACACAGUCCUGAAACACCUAAACACGGCCUUCACUGUCCUCUUCUCCAUGGAGUGCAUACUGAAGAUCAUGGCGUUUGGUUUAGUGAACUACUUUCGAGAUACUUGGAAUAUUUUUGAUUUUAUUACUGUCCUUGGCAGCAUCACAGAGAUAAUUGUGGAUUUACAGUCGGUGAACACCAUCAACAUGAGUUUCCUGAAGCUUUUCCGAACUGCCAGGUUGAUCAAGCUGUUGAGGCAGGGUUACACCAUCCGUAUUCUGCUGUGGACCUUCGUACAAUCCUUUAAGGCUCUCCCUUAUGUCUGUCUUCUUAUUGCCAUGCUUUUCUUCAUAUACGCCAUAAUUGGAAUGCAGGUGUUUGGAAACAUCAAGCUGAAUGACGAGAGUCACAUCAACCAGCACAACAAUUUUAAGACAUUUUUCAGCGCACUCAUGCUCCUGUUCAGGAGUGCUACAGGGGAGUCCUGGCAGGAGAUCAUGCUGUCCUGUCUGUCAGGGCAGGAGUGUGAACCGGACCCCUCCAUCGCCCCCCUCACUAUGUCUCCAGACCACGAGGGCGGCUGUGGGACCGACUUUGCUUACUGCUACUUUGUGUCCUUCAUCUUCUUCAGCUCAUUCUUGAUGCUGAACCUGUUUGUGGCUGUGAUUAUGGAUAACUUUGAGUACCUGACACGAGAUUCCUCAAUCCUGGGUCCCCAUCACCUGGAUGAGUUUGUCCGAAUCUGGGGGGAAUAUGAUCGACUGGCGUGCGGCCGCAUCCACUACACGGCCAUGUAUGAGAUGUUAACACACAUGUCACCACCCCUGGGCCUGGGUAAAAAAUGCCCUGCUAAGAUCGCCUAUAAGAGGUUGGUGUUGAUGAACAUGCCCGUGGAUGAGGACAUGACCGUCCACUUCACCUCAACUCUGAUGUCACUCAUCCGCACAGCUCUGGAUAUCAAAAUAGCUCGGGGUGGUGAGGACCGUAUCGCUCUGGAUUCUGAGCUGCAAAAGGAGAUCAGUAUUAUUUGGCCUUAUCUGCCCCAGAAGACAUUGGACCUACUGGUACCUAUCAACAAAGAUACUGACAUGACGGUGGGGAAGAUCUACGCUUCGAUGAUGAUAAUGGAUUACUUCAAACAGAACAAAGCCAAGAAGCUCAGGCAGCAGCUGGAGGCUCAGAAGAGUAGCUUGAUGUUCAAGCGUCUGGAUGCUUCUGCUCUCCCCGAGGACAUUCUGUCUAACCAGCCACUGCCAAUGAUGCCGCACAGUGCUGGUUCAGCCCUGACCAGGGGAGGCUUUGUGGCUUUGAGCCCCAUUUCACCUCAGGAGCUGUUUUUGCAGCCCAUGAGCUCUGACGGUGAUGCCAGUCAACAGAAUCUGCAGGCAGAGGUUUCUAGUGGCUCCAUGAAGCGAUCAGUCUCCACUGUUGCAGAUCAACGUGUGAAUGGACUUUGGCAAGAGGAGAAAAGCCCCGAGCGAGUCUAUCGACCUCGUCACAAGAGCUAUAAGGCUGCUGUUUCUCGCUCUGAGCGUGGCGACAGGGAGCGCGGUCGCUCUAAGGAACGCUGCCACCUCCUGUCUCCAGACACAUCUCGUUGUAAUUCAGAGGAAAGAAGCUUGCAGCCCUCACGAUCCUCGAGCGUAGAGCGAGCAGAUCCCCAAGAUAAACAGGGCAACAGCUCAGACAGUCCGGUGCCAUCCACAUCUGAGUCCAGCACUCCCAGUGGCCGACGACCUCUAUCGCAAACUCCAACCCGCUCUCGCCCUCACAUCUCCUACUCCCCCCUCGUGUGUCGCACACAAGCCUCCAUAGGUGAAGAUGAGGAUGAACCGGGCAGCCCGGAGACCAUGAGGCGGAGCAAGCCCACACGGAAGACCCAAGAGGGAGUCCCAGGGGAGAGGCAAAGCGAGGCCGCCCGGCGCACAUCCCCACCUCGACGCUACCCCUCUGAGCCUUUCCUGGCUUUGCAAGAGGACGACCACAGCCCAGACCCCUCUGGUCCCAUGGAAACGUUGACCUUCGAGGCGGCCGUGGCCUGCAGCCUGGGACGCUCAAACACCAUCAGCACGGCCCGUCCACGCUCGCGGACUGGCUGGCAGGUCCCCAACGGACACUUUCGAAAGCGUCUGGCACAGACAACCUCGGUCGCUAGUUGUGACCCUCUAAGCGACACAGAGGAGGACGACAGGUGCUAGGGACAGGAGGCGCAACAUGAACGGAGGAGACAGAAUCCCAGAGAGGUGUCACAGGACGCUGUAUGACUACAUCCAGAGCGAAGGUUAAUGCGACUCUUUCUGCAUCAGUGCUUCAAGGCCGCGAGCCCGCUGGAUGUUUGGUAAAAAAAAAAUAAAUCCAAAAUGACGAAGAACAAUACUUCCUGAAACUGUAGUUGCCAAUUCACACAGAACACUGACAAUAAAUAAGGUCUAUUUCCUGACUUGUACUUGAUGAUAGAGAGUAAUAAUAUGUCACAAAAAAACAAAAUGGAUGGGUCAAAUUAUGUCAUUUGUGUCAAUAGGUAUUUUCAUUUUCUGGAGAUGUUGCUCAAUGAUUCAGUGUUGCUCUAAACAGUAUUUAUCUGUGGGGUGUGUGAAUAUGUAACUACAUUUUCUUAUAAAUCUAUUGUUUUGUAAAUACAUCGUGAUCAUUACACCAUCGCCAUAUAUAAAUUAGACCAGAUCGACACAGCAAGCCAUCACGAAGAGGCGAUCUGAUACUUUACCAGACAAUGUGGAUACUAAUAAGUAACACUCAAUGAUGCUGGAUUUUUUUUACAGUAUGAAUGAAUGUGCAGAGGGAAAACUGCCUGAUUUUCCCCCAUCAUUUUUUUCUUUUUGCUAUUGAACAUAAUAAGUUGUGAGAAAUGAAUACAGUUAUAGAAUAACAUAGAAAAUGAUGCUUAUUUGUUAUUUCACCAUGCAGUAUUGUAAAGCCAUGCCUCCACCGAACCUUAAUUUAAUUUGGAGAUGGUAUUUAACUUUUAUUUUUACCAAUCCAAAAACAAAAAAAAAUCCUUUAAAUGAGACUUUUUCCCAACCAUAAUAUUUAACAUUUGAUUUUGGCAACAGGAUGUUUAAUUGUUUGCCAUGAAUACAAAAUAUUUUCAUCUAGUUUUGUUCUGUUUUUUUUAAACUGUGAAUAUUAUACGAACCAUAUACGAACACUGCAGAUACACCAUGAUGCAUUUUGCUUCAAAUCUCCACAUUGCUCUAUUACUUACAAAUAAUGUACAGAGAAAUUAUGCUGUUUGUAUUAUGUAGAGAGAGAGAGACAAAAAAUAAAAACAGUGUCAGCUGAUGAGCUUUAAAAGUAAAGGAAUCCUUGGAAAAUAUUCAUUUUAAGGUUUGUGUAUUUGUUUUAUUUGCCUGAUGAAGGCCGAUUCUGUGAAACUCACUUAACCAAAAACUUGGAGUUCCUGGAAUGCAAAUACUUUGUGGAUUUUUAUGUGUAAAAUAGUUGUAUAUACAAAUAAAGGUGUUCACAAGUUGC
Molecule: messenger RNA, 8515 nt
Organism: Oreochromis aureus
Lineage: Eukaryota; Metazoa; Chordata; Actinopteri; Cichliformes; Cichlidae
Product: voltage-dependent R-type calcium channel subunit alpha-1E-like
Exons: 46
Coding region: 565-7221 (2218 amino acids)
Biological process (GO): chemical synaptic transmission; calcium ion import across plasma membrane
Cellular component (GO): neuronal cell body; membrane; voltage-gated calcium channel complex
Molecular function (GO): high voltage-gated calcium channel activity
Source: RefSeq, a predicted model, not a curated record